AUAAUACUUCAAAGAUAACUGCGAUUCAUGUUAUUUUAUCAGGUUGAUAGGGAAAAAUUCACUUCCUGGUUGGGUAAACUUUUAGCAAUAAAAUAGGUUGUAUUUUUAAGGAGUAGUAAUGGAUAGUGCAGAGUAAAAAAGCAGGUUAUAUUCAGGUUAUAUUCAGGCAAGAUAGGAAAAUGUAGAUUCAUCCAAAAAAAGCUUGUGAGUUGAUGGACUAACAGCUGUGAUUAUUCAUAGUAUACGACAUUUACCAGGAAGAUUAAAUAUCAAAUUACAAUAUACAAGGAAGAAAGACAGUGAAGCACAAUGCCCUCUGUAGGAUUUAUCCGUGUGAAGCUGUUACAGGUGGAGAGGGGACCCAGUAUGGACAGUAAAGCAGACGUGUUCGAUCCUUACAUUGCUAUUAACGUUAAAGAGGCUGUAAACACACCAGGGAGAGGAAUUCAGCUUGUGCAAAGGAAGAAGACUAUCUACCCGGAAUGGAACACAUGUUUUGAUGCACAUCUUUAUGAAGGACGUGUCAUACAGAUGGUUGCCAUGGAGAGACCCAAUCGUUUUUUAGCAGACACAACUGUUAGUGCUAAAGCAUUGGCAGACAAAUGUUCUGACUCAAAUAUAGUUACAGCAUGGCUGGAUUUGAAACCGUCUGGUAGACUGCAGUGUCAGAUUAGAUAUUUCACAGAAAAUGAAGAAGUUACCCGUUCCAAGAAGGGAGGUAGUAAGGAUGAAAUAAAGCAAAUGCAGCCAUCAGUUGUCGAGAAACAGGUGGGAGGAAUUACAAGACGUCGCGGUGCCAUUAAACAGCAGAAAGUGCACGAGGUCAGAGGUCAUCAGUUCAUCGCAAAAUUCUUCCGACAGCCUACAUUCUGCUCAUACUGCAAUGACUUUUGCUGGGGCUUGAACAAACAGGGUUAUCAGUGUAAAGUGUGCAAUUGUGCUGUUCAUAAGAAAUGCCAUGGGAAGAUUCUAGGAAAUUGUCCAGGCAGCGCCAAGGACAGCAGGGAAACUAAGAUGCUAACUGAAAGAUUUAAUAUAAAUGUACCACACAAGUUCAAGGUGAACAAUUACAUGUCCCCGACAUUCUGUGACCACUGCGGAACUCUACUUUAUGGUCUGUUUAGACAAGGAUUAAAAUGUCAAGUUUGUUCUGUGAACUGCCACAAGAAAUGUGAGAAGUUUAUGCCAAAUUUGUGUGGUGUAAAUCAGAAGCUAUUUGCUGAAGUAUUACAGACAGUGAAGAAAUCAGGGGAUGACCGUAGAACUUCUGUGUCCCCUGAUAAAACUGGAGCUGGGAAAGGUGGAGAUGAAGACUCAUCAGAAGAAGAGGGUUACGAACAAGUAUGGGACAAACAGAAUCGUGACGUCCCUCCGGCACCACCACCUAAAAAGAGAUUCUCUCCAGAACAGUUCAAUAUGCUCAAAGUUCUCGGGAAAGGAAGUUUUGGGAAGGUGAUGCUGGCAGAAUUAAAAGGAACAAAUACAUUCUAUGCAAUAAAAGUGUUGAAGAAAGAUGUUGUAUUAGAGGACGAUGAUGUAGAAUGUACGAUGAUAGAGAAAAGAGUAUUAGCACUGGGAUGUAAACAUCCGUACCUUACACAUCUACACAGCACAUUUCAGACACCUAGCCACUUAUUCUUUGUGAUGGAGUAUUUAAAUGGUGGGGAUUUGAUGUUUCAUAUACAAGUGUCUGGCAAGUUUGAAAUGAAUAGAGCUCAAUUUUAUGCAGCAGAGAUUCUACUAGGAUUACAAUUUCUUCAUUCCCAAGGUAUUGUGUACAGAGACUUGAAGCUUGAUAAUGUAUUAUUGGACAGAGAUGGACAUGUAAAAAUAGCUGACUUUGGUAUGUGCAAAGAAGGGAUAUUCGGUGAAAACAGAGCCAGUACAUUCUGUGGAACUCCUGAUUAUAUAGCCCCUGAGAUUUUGAAAGGCCAGAAGUACACAACAUCGGUAGAUUGGUGGUCGUUUGGAGUACUGUUGUAUGAAAUGAUGAUAGGACAGUCACCAUUCCAUGGUGAUGAUGAAGAUGAUCUUUUCCAUUCUAUUCUUAAUGACACUCCCCAUUAUCCAAGAUGGCUGCCAAAAGAAGCUGGAUCAAUACUCAGUUUGUUAUUUGAGAGGACCCCUGCAGAUCGAUUAGGUAUGCCAACCUGUCCGGCAGGACCAGUCAGGGCUGUACCAUACUUCCGCAAUAUAGACUGGGAAAAACUGGAAAGAAAACAAGUAGAUCCACCAUUCAAGCCAAAGAUUAAAUCUGACAGUGACAUAUCAAACUUUGACACCGAUUUUACGAUGGAAAAGGUAGCUUUAACACCACCUGACAAAGAUCUAAUGAAAACAAUGAACCAACGACUUUUCCAGGGAUUCAGUUUUACCAGUGUUAUAGCAUUAUGAUAGACUAUCUUACAGUUUGUAUUAUUCUCUAGUAUGUAUGUUACACAACAAAAGUUGGACAGCUUUUGUGUUUUUUGAAACGUCUUGUUUUAUAAUAGUUAUAUGCUAUAAUAAGCAGAAGUUUACACUUAGGAAUUUGUUUUAUUUUUAAAUUCUGUGAUGUGGUGUAUGUCUUGAAAAAGUCUUUUUAUGUGUAAAGAUAACGGAAGUUAGGAAUCUUUCAAGUUGUGAGGGUCUCCGCGACCUUGUGUUUAUGGUGUAUGGCUGUUGAAUCACUUGCCCUUGUCACCAUUUUGGGUUCCAAACCCUGAAAAGAGAUAUAGAACUCUUCCAAGUGAGGAAACAAUCCAUCUGGCAUGCAGACACUGGCCAUAGCCAGAUAUAAUACCAGGAGUCACCUUUGGUCUUUCUCAGGCCUAGGAUUUGUCAGGACUGGUACUGAUUUCAGCCUUUUGGCUGCAAGAAUUUCUCUAUAUAACUUCUAUUGAAAAGGACAUUUCAGGCUUUAGAAUGUAGAUUUUUUGGAUUUUGAUUUUUGAAUGAAUACCAGGCCUGCAUUUGCACCAUAAAAAGUUAAAAAUUGUAUCAGUGUGGCUUCAGAUCCAGUGAAACAAACAAACAAACUAAAAGUUAGAAUCAGUCGUUUUAAAUGUUUCUCAGUCAAACUCUCUUGAUCGAUUAAUUUACUGGGUGCCACUGUCAUUGACUAGAUUUUGUAUUAUGUGGUUAUUUAAUAUUGUAAAACACUUUAUUUGUAAGAAUUUUAAUAGCCGUGCCAUGGGAAAAUCAACAUAGUGGGUUUGCGACCAGCAUGGAUCCAGACCAGCCUGCGCAUCCGCGCAGUCUGGUCAGGAUCCAUGCUGUUCGCUUUCAAAGCCUAUUGCAAUUAGAGAAACUGUUAGCAAACAGUAUGGAUCCUGACCAGACUGCGCGGAUGCGCAGGCUGGUCUGGAUCCAUGCUGGUCGCAAACCCACUAUGUUGGUUUUCCCAUGGCGCGUCACUUAUGUAUAAAUGACUUUUAUCUGUCACUAUUUAAAGCAGAUAGAAAAUUUUAGACCUAUGCAUGUCUGUAUUGUUCAAUAGUCAAAUUUUUUAAAAAAUAUUUGCCAGUUUGAGUCUGGAGAUACUUAGCAAAUUAGAAAUUUUAUGGAAAGAAAAUACAUAGUAAGGCAACUUUUAUAUAAUACUGAAAAUUUGAAGCUUUUCAAAGAACAUGUUGAGAUGAUUAUGUAAAUUUAAGUGUUUUGUUGUAGAAGAUUUGGUACUUCAAUGAUGUUUUAUAUGCAAGAAGUGUAUGUGAGAAAUGUGACAUCUCAUUUGUAAAUAUUCUCCUGUAAAGAUAUGCUGUAUUGUUUCCAAUUAUCAUUGACCUGUCCCUCUGUCUCAUGGCUAACUAUGUUUUUACUAGGCUCUAUUUUUUUUGCUGAAUACAGAUUUUGACAAAACUAUAGCAUUUUUGCAAUUUGUGCAAAGUUUCAACAGAUUUGUUUAGUCAAGGACUCUACAUAAAACUUAUAUACUUGACUCUAAGACUGUUAUGUACAACUGUAAAAAUGUUAAUGAAUAUGGGCUUUGAAGACGCUAUGGAAUAUUUUGCUGGUCAGUCAUUUUUAGAAAGUGUCUAAAAACAGUGGUGUUAAUUGGAGACAAAAUGGCAUGUGUUAGUAUGUAAUCCAGAGUUCAAGUUUCUCAAGGAAAUUCAAGGAAUCGGACACCUUUUCCUUGUAUUUGUUUUUAUCCUGUUAAAUCUGUUAAUGUUAAUCUAUUACUUUUAUCGUAUCGUGAUCUUUGUCUAUGUUUUUAUGUAGUGAGGGCGGAAUGGAAGGUUGUCGCAAGUGAGUUACGAAAGAUUUUCUGUUUGCUCUCAGUAGAGGAACUUAUUUCUGUGACAAUCAAAAUUACUUUUUGUUUACUUGUGAUAUUGUCAUGUACCAUUGUCUAAUUUUCAUGAGUGAAAACCUCCGUAUAUCAGUUAACUUGAGAGUGUAAGCAUUUGCAAAAUAAGAUUUCUUUGUAGGAAGUUGGUCAUUUAUGCAAAUUUAACCACAUAGAGCUUCAUUUGAAUAAGUAACAGGUUUAUUAAAUGGUAGUCGGCACAAUGUUGUGUGCUAAGAAAAUUAAGCAUGCCAGAGUGCAUACAGUAAUUUACAAAGAGAGAAUAUUCUAGAAGGGCACUUUUAAUGACCAAAAAGACUUAUUUUAACUUGUAUGAAGUGCUGUUGCUUUUAAUGUCUGUUUAAAUACAUGUUUGAUAACUAAAGUUAUAAUGGCAGUAAUUGGCAUUAAUUAUUCAGGUAAUUCUGCUUGUAGUAAUGGCCUAAUGUCAUUUAUCAGGAUAAUGAGGAAUAUAGUCUGGACUUGGUGUAUAGAAGUGAUUUUUUUUCCAUGUGAAAAUUUAUUAAAAUUGCAACAUUAUUAGCUUUCUAAUGAUGAAAUAUGAUGAGAAAACAUGUGAAAUAAUUCCAGAUAGUAUCCCAAAGUCAGUCUGUCAUGUGUGCAUCACUUUAGUCAUGGGCAAAUAUCUCAAAAUCAAGCACACAAACCUAUACAUUUUAGAUCACCAUAUUGUAGACCAUAUGUUUAUGACUGUGUGAAGUUUCAUUAAAACCUACAUUAUGGAAAAAAAAUCAGUUAGGGAAGAUGACUGUUAUCAUUAUGUUUAAAGUGUGUGAGGUGCAAAUCAAAUAAGUCAAGCAAAAUAAGCACACAACCCUAUCUUAUUUAUUUGCCAGAUUUUCUAAGUAUAUUCUUAGGUUUAAAAAAAAAUCAAGGAUUAAUUAAAUUCUACAAAAUUUUUCACCCAAAUGUCAAGAACUACAUUUAUUCAGGUCAAAUCAUAUUAGAUUUUGAAUAGUGAACAAGACCAAUAUUUUACACACCCAUUUCUUCUCUUACUUUUAAACUGUUCGCUUGCAGUAAAUAAAAUCAAAUUUGGAGACCAGUCUCAAACUCCUGCAUUUGAUUGGUUGUUUCUAAACACAGAUUUGAAACUGACCAAUGACAGUGUUCCACUUUUAGACUUGUAUACAAACUCAAUUUUAGAACCUGGAAUAACUAUUGGGAACAGUCUUGCUACUUGUAAAUGUUACUAUGGCAAAAAACAUUAUUAUUCACUUCUCAGGUUACUUGAUCUAGAAAUCAUGUCCAGUAGUUGGUUAGAAAACUCGGUUGUUGCAUAUUUCAUCAGUAAAGUUCUAAUCUAUAAGAUAGUGUAAAAUCAAAUAAAUUGGUGAUAAUGCAUACAUUCAGAAAUUUUUGGAUUUAACUUGUAAGAAAUUAUGAAAAUUCAAAAUUUACAAUUGCCUAAGAAGAAUAAUUGAAAAAAAUCAGAUUGUAUUUUUCCUGCUUACUUAACUUAUGAGCACUGAGAUGUGAAACCAAAAUUUGUAGUCCUGUUUGGCGCCAUAUAACCUAUACUGUGUUGGUGCGCUGUAAAACCCAAAUAGAUAAAUAAAUAAAUAACUUAUGAGCAUUUUGAUAAUUUAUAUUGAAGUCUGCGAGUUCAGUGGCAUAAUAUUUUGUUAUCCAUUUUUAUCGUUGUUAUAAAGUUUAUCUCGUAUACAUAUAUAUCAUGUCCUUUUGUUUGUGUUAUUUAUAUUUAACAAGUUUGUCCCAAAGAAUGUUCAGAUACUCUCUUUUAGAAUAUAACAUGUCUGUUCAGUUCAGUGUGAUUGAAAUGUAGAUAGAGUGUGUGAGAGAGCAAUUAACCGUUAUCAUGCUGGUCACGAUUGGUUUUGCCUUUACGACCAGUGUAGAUCAUGAUCAGCCUGCACAUCCUUGCAGUCUGAUCAUGAUCUGCACUGUUCGCUGUUCAGUCAGUACCUUUUUGGUAAGAACCCCUUUUAACAGUGAAUGGUACUGUCCAAAUUGAAAGAUGGACAAGUUCAUUAUAGAACUUUAGCAAGGUAAGGGUUGAAUGUGAUUUACUUUCCCUACCUACUGGUACCAAGCUUGACAGGAGGCUGAUCAUGGAGUUACUCAAUAUUUUAAUAAAUGUAAAAUAAGUAAGACUUUAUGACUGAAAAAUUGUUGAAAAAGACGUUAAACCUGAACACACGCACACACACAAGACGUUACCAGUUUAUUGUGUUUAAAUAUUGAUACAUUAUAUAAACUUCAAAGUUAUUUAACUUACAACAAAUGCAGUGCAUGUACCAUCCUAGAAUUAUAUGCUGUAGAUUGUAUAAUAUUUUUAGAGUUUUAUUUUUUACUAUAUAGUAUUUACACAACUAUUUCCAUUGAAUCAAAGUACAGGGAAAGCUUUCCAGUAUACAUUUUAACAUUGUUUAGCGGUACUUUAAUUAACUCUUCUCAGUCACUCCGUAAUUAUAAGAGCAAGGAUCCCAUCUUGUUUUGAAUGAUUAAUUCAACCAAAGAGCUAUAAAAAUAAACAGAUCAACAAGUUGAAAGGCAUAUAGAGCAAAUCUCGCCAACAUCUUGUGGGAACCAAAUGAGAUCUCGUUUUACCGGUGUAUGAAACAGAAAUCAGAAGGAUGAAAAUUUGUGUUGUGAAAAACUUUGUACCAGAUCAUUAUAUCUCCCACCACAUGUGUGUCUGUCACAAAUCUUGUCCGCACUCUAAGUCGAACAUUUCUCAUCCGAUCUUCACCAAACUUGAACGAUGUGUGUUUGCCAAUAAAUCCUCGGCCAAGUUCGAUAACUAACCAAAUCAGCCCAGGCACUUCGGAAUUAUGGUCCUUGAAAAUUGUUUUUGAUCAUCAAAGCACUGAAAGUCUGAUCUUGGUGCAUGAUUUCAGAUACUAGUAUUCAGAUGAUUAGGCAGUUGCGGGAGACAUGCGCUUUUCUCAAAAGCAGCUCUAGUUUGUUUAUAAUGUUAAUGGUGGUGUUUUAAUGUUGUUAGUAUUUUCUACACAGGGAAGGAAUGAAUUUAUGAUUCGAAGUCUGAGAAAUCAACAGUGGUCAUUAGCUCGACUAUAUGAAGUAUGGAGAGCUAUCCUACUCGACCCAGCGUCCGCGUCCUUCCGCGUCCACACUUUGGUUAAAGUUUUGAUGCACUUUCUCAAUAUCUUUGUUAUAACUUGAUGGAUUUGCUUCAAACUUAAAAUAGUUGUUCCUUAUCGUCUCCCACAUUAUGUGACAAAAGGUGCAUGACUCUUGUGUCAAUAUUUCAUGAAUAAUCCACCCUUUUUACUUAGAAUUUCAGGUUAAAGUUUUGGUGCACUUUCACUUUAUCUCAGUUAUUACUUAAUGGAUUUGAUUCAAACUUAAAACAGUUGUUCCUCAUCAUCACCCAUGUCAUAUGACACAAGGUGCAUAACUCUGGCACCAAUUUUUUAUGAAUUAUCCCCCUUUUUACUUAGAAUUUCAGGUUAAAGUUUUGGUACACUUUCACUUUAUCUAAGUUAUUACUUAAUGGAUUUGAUUCAAACUUAAAAUAGUUGUUCCACAUCAUCACCCCACAUCAUACAGCAAAAGGUGCAUAACUCUGGCACCAAUUUUUCAUGAAUUAUGCCCCUUUGUUACUUAGAAUUUUAUGUUAUUUUUGAUGCAUUUUCAUUGUAUCUGUGUUAUUUCACAAGGGAUUUUAUUCAAACUUAAAAUAAUUGUUCAUCAUCACUACCUGCAUCAUUUGACACAAGGGGCAUAACUGUGACACCUGUAUUUUAUUAUUUUAUUUGUACUUAAAAUUUAGGUGAAAGUGUUGAUGCACUUUCACUUUAUCUCUGUUAUUACUUGAUGGAUUUGCUUCAAACUUAAAAUAGUUGUUCCUCAUCAUCACCCACAUCAUAUGACACAAGGGUCAUAACUCUGGCACCAAUAAUUCAUGAAUUACCUGCCCCCCUUUAUACUUAAAAUUUCAGGUUAAUUUGGUGCACUUUCACUAAAUAUCUGACUUAUUACUAAACGGAUUUGAUUCAAACUUAAAAUAGUUGUUCUACCUUACCACCCACAUCAUAUGACACAAGGUGCAUAACUCUGGACCAUUUUUUCACGAAUAAUGCCUCCUUUUUACUUAGAAUCUUAUGUUAACUUUGAUGCAUUUUCACUGUAUCUCAGUUAUUAGGAAAUGGAUUUAAUUCAGACUUGAAGUAGUUGUUCCACAUCAUCACCCACAUCAUAUGACACAAGGUGCAUAACUCUUGCACAAAUAUUAUAUGAAUUAUGCCCCCUUUUUGCUUAGUAAUUAUGCUUACAUGGUAUUUUGAUACAUACUUACAUGGUAUUUUGAUACACUUUAUCUUUAUCUCUCUUAUUACUUAAUAUUUUUGACACAGACUCAAGCUAUUGUGCAAUAUCGUCAUCCACCAUUGGAGUCAUUAAACACUCCAGUGACAGCUCCAGUUUCCUAAGGUGUGCCCAGUUUCACUAUCCAGCAUCGAAAUAGUCGAGCAUGCUGUCUCCUGUGACAGCUCUUGUUUGAAAAUUGGACCCAAUUCAGUCUGCAGUAUCGCCACUGUUAUACUUUAAUAAGCGUCUGUUGAUUUGAUCAUGAGUAAUCCAAGUCAGCAAACUGCUUCAAUAAGAUAACACUGGUUAACACGGUGAUACAAGACUACCCGAGAUUUUCUCCUGUUGCGAUUCUGUGUAUUUUAUACUUCUUUGAUUCAACAUUAUUCAUAUAUUUCUUCAUGUUAAAACUUUAUUAUGUGGGAGUUAAAUUGAAACAUCUGCAUUAUUUGAUAUGUGAGAAAUGUAACUAUAUGAAUUGUAUCAGUAUGCUUGCAAAAAAUAUUCAAGGUGAUAAACAGUAUGGAAUCAUAGACUGACAGUAUUUAAUUCAUUAAACAGAAAACAAAAAAGGUUACUAGAUUUCUUUUGGAAACAUACUGAGUGUUUAUUUUUCAGCCAAUCAAAACACAUUUUCUGUACUAUUUUCUGUGUGUGAUACAAAUCUUGCUUAUCAAAGGGGGGUAACUGUUACAGUUGUCUGAAUUGCAACAUAUAGACAAUUUUAGGAAAAAUAAUUAUCAUGCACAUAUAUUGUGCAACACAUUUUGCAUUAAUUUAUGACAUAAAAAAUGUCUUGUUUUUUUUUUUUUUUUUUUAUUUUUAGCUCACCUGAGCCAAAGGCUCAUGGUGAGCUUUUGUGACCAGUCAAUGUCCGUCGUCAGUCGUGUGUCGUCGUCCGUGUGUCCGUCAACAUUUUCUAAAAAAAUCUUCUUCUUGAAAACCACUGGGCAGAAUUACACCAAACUUCACUGGAAUGAUCCUUGGAUGGCCCCCUUUCAAAUUGUUCAAAAUAUUGAAUUCCAUGCAGAACUCUGGUUGCCAUGGCAACUGAAAGGAAAAACUUAAAAAAUCUUCUUGUCCAAAACCACAGGGCCUAGGGCUUUGAUAUCUGGUGUGUAGCAUCAUCUAGUGGUCCUCUACAAAGACUAUUCAAAUUAUCCCCCUAGGGUCAAAUAUGGCCUCGCCCUGGGGGUCAUAUAGUUUAUAUAGACAUACAGGGAAAACUUUGAAAAUCUUCUUGUACAAAACCACAUGGCCUAGGGCUUCGAUAUUUGGUUUGUAGCAUCAUCUAAUGGUCCUCUACCAAAGUUGUUCAAAUUAUCCCCCUAGGGUCAAAUAUGGCCCCGCCCCGGGGGUCCCAAGUUUUACAUAGACUUAUAUAGGAAAAAAAGUUUUUAAAUGUUCUUGUCUGAAACCACAAGACUUAGGCCUUUGAUAUUUUGUUUGUAGCAUUGUCUUAUGGUCCUCAACCAAAAUUGUUCAAAUGAUACACCUGGCAAGGAAAAAGGCCCUGCCCUGGGGGUCCCAUGUUUUAUAUAGACUUGUAUCGGACAGGGUUUGCACAGGCCUUGAAAAGUCCUUGAAUUCAAUGGUAGUCCUUGAAAACUCCUUGAAAAUGACAAAAACCCUAAAAAACCUGGAAAAGUACUUGAAUUUUGAAAAAAAAAAACUCCUUGAAUUUGACCUUUCACUUCUUGAAAAUAUUCUUUCCGUAACUUUGCUUUGCUAAAAGAAUUUAUAAGGCUUAAAGUAAAUCAGAGAAAAUGAAAAUAAAUUCGUGAAAUUGCAGGAUCGGGUAUCGUAUGCUAUUAUAGUGGUCUACUGCCACACUUUAUCGAUAUUUACAGAGUGCUAUUUCUACUGUAUCACCGUUUGCAUGUUUCCGUUCCCGUUUUAAAAAAAUACGGGGAAUAAUAACUCGCAUUUUUUUGCUAUUUUCGAGUGUUUCCAGUGAAUUAAGAUGAGUAAGAAAAAUAAACAUGUUUACUCAAGUAAGUGGGAGACAAAGGACGAAUAUAAACAGUGGCUGAAGCCCUGUAGAGCAGACAGAACGAAGUGUACUGACUUUCUUGAUAUUUGAGCAUCAGUUUGACAUUUGAAAAAUUCAUCUAAAAUGUGUUGUAAAAUUAUAUGUGUAUGUUAAUUAUGUUUCAACAUCUUUUGGAUAUGGCAUCUGUAUGGGUUGCCAAAACUAUACAAAGGUGUUGCAAAGUCAUUUUCGGGGAUAAAAAUAUGUGCAUCAUCAUGAUUGGUUGCAACAACAUCAUUUAGAUUAUAUAGAUAUGUUGGAAUAUCAUUUCCAUAGAUAAAAAUAAAAUGUUGGAACGUCAUUUCCAUAUUUAAAAAAAAAAUGUUGGAUGAUCAUGUGCAUUGGUUUCAAAAUAUAUGUUCCAACAUUUUGUAGUUUAGCUGAUGUGCAAGAUUUUUUAGAGAAUUAAGAUCUGAAGAACUUACAACACAUUUGAAGUUAAUGAAUAAGUUUAAACAGUUAGCACAAUACAUUAAAAAGAGGCUUGUAACCUUCUUUCGAGUUUUUCAGUUGUCCUCUUCUCUUUCUUUAUGAUCUUUAUAUUAUUUUACUGUAUAUAAUUAUUAUUCAGAGAGGUAAAAUGUUAAAAUAUGGCAUUGUACUUCUGAUUUGAAAUGGAACUUUAGUAUUUUAUAUAGAGUGUUCAUAUUAAUUGUCAUCCCUACCAUGACUUGUGGGGUAUUUGAUUAAUUACCAGUAUUUUACUUUCAACUUCAAUCACUGUUAACUGUAGAUAAAUGCAAAAUAUCUUUAACACUGCACAGUUGUAAAGAAAAUAGAAAUAUAUGAUACACAAGCAUU
Mercenaria mercenaria is the source of this 11417-nucleotide messenger RNA. Its product is annotated as protein kinase C delta type-like. The transcript has 20 exons. NCBI's taxonomy places the organism in Eukaryota, Metazoa, Mollusca, Bivalvia, Venerida, Veneridae. Gene Ontology annotation, biological process: protein phosphorylation. Bases 310 to 2394 code for a protein of 694 amino acids. Gene Ontology annotation, molecular function: diacylglycerol-dependent serine/threonine kinase activity; ATP binding. The record is from RefSeq and is a predicted model, not a curated record.